AUGUCAUUUCCAAAUGGCACCAGCCUAAUUCCAGCUUCAUUCAUCCUCAAUGGCAUCCCUGGGCUGGAAGAAGUGCACCUGUGGAUCUCUUUCCCCCUGUGUACCAUGUACAGCAUUGCCAUUACAGGGAACUUUGGCCUUAUGUUCCUUAUCUACUUUGAAGAAGGCUUACACAGACCUAUGUACAUCUUCCUAGCCCUUCUUUCCUUCACGGAUGUCCUCAUGUGUACCAGCACUCUUCCCAACACCCUCUGCAUAUUGUGGUUCAAUCUCAAGGAGAUUGAUUUUAAGGCCUGCCUGGCCCAGAUGUUCUUUGUGCACACCUUCACUGGGAUGGAGUCUGGGGUGCUCAUGCUCAUGGCCCUGGACCGCUAUGUGGCCAUUUGCUACCCCCUGCGCUAUGCCACUAUCCUCACUAAUUCAGUCAUUGCCAAGGCCGGGCUCCUCACUUUUCUUAGAGGUGUAAUGCUUGUUAUCCCUUUCAUUUUCCUCACCAAGCGCCUGCCAUACUGCAGGGGCAAUGUCAUACCCCAUACGUACUGUGACCACAUGUCUGUGGCUAAGAUAUCCUGUGGCAAUGUUAAAAUCAAUGUCAUCUAUGGUUUAAUGGUCGCCCUCUUGAUUGGGGGCUUUGAUAUCUUCUGCAUCACGAUAUCCUAUACCAUGAUUCUUCGUGCAGUUGUGAGUCUGUCAUCAGCAGAUGCUCGACAGAGAACUUUCAGCACCUGUACUGCCCACAUCUGUGCCAUAGUCAUCACCUAUGUCCCAGCUUUCUUCACCUUCUUUACACAUCGUUUUGGGGGACACACAAUUCCUCCACACAUACACAUUAUUAUGGCUAACCUCUAUCUACUCAUGCCUCCCACAAUGAACCCUAUUGUGUAUGGAGUGAAAACCAAGCAGAUACAAGAAAGUGUCAUUAGGUUUUUGCUGAAGGGAAACAAUAGUUCUCAUAAUAUUUAA
Molecule: messenger RNA, 963 nt
Organism: Diceros bicornis minor
Lineage: Eukaryota; Metazoa; Chordata; Mammalia; Perissodactyla; Rhinocerotidae
Product: olfactory receptor 52N1
Exons: 1
Coding region: 1-963 (320 amino acids)
Biological process (GO): G protein-coupled receptor signaling pathway
Cellular component (GO): membrane
Molecular function (GO): olfactory receptor activity; G protein-coupled receptor activity
Source: RefSeq, a predicted model, not a curated record